CUGGCUCCUGCUUUGGGCGGGCGUCAUGCCACCCAAAACCCCCCGAAGAGCGGCCACAGCCGCCGCCGCCGCCGAACCCCCGGCGCCGCCGCCGCCGCCCCCUCCUGAGGAGGACCCGGAGCAAGACAGUGGCCCCGAGGAGCUGCCUCUGGCCAGGCUUGAGUUUGAAGAAACCGAAGAACCUGAUUUUACUACAUUAUGUCAGAAAUUAAAGAUACCAGAUCAUGUCAGAGAAAGAGCUUGGUUAACUUGGGAGAAAGUUUCAUCUGUGGAUGGAGUAUUGGAAGGUUAUAUUCAAAAGAAAAAGGAACUGUGGGGUAUCUGUAUCUUUACUGCAGCAGUUGACCUGGAUGAGGUGACAUUCACUUUUACUGAGCUACAGAAAAACAUAGAAACCAGUGUCUAUAAAUUCUUUGACUUACUAAAGGAAAUUGAUACCAGUACCAAAGUUGAUAAUGCUAUGUCAAGACUGUUGAAGAAGUACAAUGUAUUGUGUGCACUCUAUAGCAAAUUAGAAAGGACAUGUGAACUUAUAUAUUUGACACAACCCAGCAGUUCAAUAUCUGCUGAAAUAAAUUCUGCCUUGGUGCUAAAAGUUUCUUGGAUCACAUUUUUACUAGCUAAAGGGGAUGUAUUACAAAUGGAAGAUGAUCUGGUGAUUUCAUUUCAGUUAAUGCUGUGUGUUCUUGACUAUUUUAUCAAACUUUCACCUCCUGCAUUGCUCAAAGAACCAUACAAAACAGCUGUAAUACCCAUUAAUGGUUCACCUCGAACACCCAGGCGAGGUCAGAACAGGAGUGCACGGAUAGCAAAACAACUAGAAAAUGAUACAAGAAUUAUUGAAGUUCUCUGUAAAGAACAUGAAUGUAAUAUGGAUGAGGUGAAAAAUGUUUAUUUCAAAAAUUUUAUACCUUUUAUGAAUUCUCUUGGAAUUGUGGCUUCUAAUGGACUUCCAGAGGUUGAAAGCCUCUCUAAACGAUAUGAAGAAGUUUAUCUUAAAAACAAAGAUCUAGAUGCAAGAUUAUUUUUGGAUCAUGACAAAACUCUUCAGACGGAUCCUAUGGACAGUUUUGAACCACAGAGAACACCACGAAAAAUUAACCCUGAUGAAGAGGUGAAUGCAAUUCCUCCACACACUCCAGUUAGGACUGUUAUGAAUACUAUCCAACAAUUAAUGAUGAUUUUAAAUUCAGCAAAUGAUCAACCAUCAGAAAAUCUGAUUUCCUAUUUUAAUAAUUGCACAGUGAAUCCAAAAGAAAGUAUCCUGAAAAGAGUGAAGGAUAUUGGAUACAUCUUUAAAGAGAAAUUUGCUAAAGCUGUGGGACAGGGAUGUGUUGAAAUUGGAUCACAGAGAUACAAACUCGGAGUCCGUUUGUAUUACCGAGUAAUGGAAUCCAUGCUUAAAUCAGAAGAAGAAAGAUUAUCUGUUCAAAAUUUUAGCAAACUUCUGAAUGACAACAUCUUUCAUAUGUCUUUAUUGGCCUGUGCUCUUGAGGUUGUAAUGGCUACAUAUAGCAGAAGUACAUCUCAGAAUCUUGAUUCUGGAACAGAUUUAUCCUUCCCAUGGAUUCUGAAUGUACUUAAUUUAAAAGCCUUUGAUUUUUACAAAGUGAUUGAAAGUUUUAUCAAAGCAGAAGCCAACUUGACAAGAGAAAUGAUAAAACAUUUAGAGCGAUGUGAACAUCGAAUCAUGGAAUCCCUUGCAUGGCUCUCAGAUUCACCUUUAUUUGACCUUAUUAAACAAUCAAAGGACAGAGAAGGACCAGCUGAUCAUCUUGAUUCUGCUUGUCCUCUCAAUCUUCCUCUACAGAAUAAUCACACUGCUGCAGAUAUGUAUCUUUCUCCUGUAAGAUCCCCAAAGAAAAAAGGUUCAGCUGCACGUGUAAAUUCUGCAAAUGUGGAGACACAACCAACUUCAGCCUUCCAGACUCAGAAGCCAUUAAAAUCUACCUCCCUUUCACUGUUUUACAAAAAAGUGUACAGGCUAGCAUAUCUCCGACUAAAUACCCUAUGUGCACGCCUUCUGUCUGACCACCCAGAACUAGAACACAUCAUCUGGACCCUUUUCCAGCACACACUACAAAAUGAAUACGAACUCAUGAGAGAUAGGCACCUGGACCAGAUUAUGAUGUGUUCCAUGUACGGCAUGUGCAAAGUGAAGAAUAUAGACCUUAAAUUCAAAAUCAUUGUAACAGCAUACAAGGAUCUUCCUCAUGCUGUUCAGGAGACAUUCAAACGUGUUUUGAUCAGAGAAGAGGAGUAUGAUUCCAUUAUAGUAUUCUAUAACUCGGUCUUCAUGCAGAGACUGAAAACAAAUAUUUUGCAGUAUGCUUCCACCAGGCCCCCUACCUUGUCACCAAUACCUCACAUUCCUCGAAGCCCUUACAAGUUUUCUAGUUCACCCUUACGGAUUCCUGGGGGGAACAUAUAUAUAUCACCCCUGAAGAGUCCAUAUAAAAUUUCAGAAGGUCUGCCAACACCAACAAAAAUGACUCCAAGAUCAAGAAUCUUAGUAUCAAUUGGUGAAUCAUUUGGGACUUCUGAGAAGUUCCAGAAAAUAAAUCAGAUGGUAUGUAACAGUGACCGUGUACUCAAAAGAAGUGCUGAAGGAAGCAACCCUCCUAAACCACUGAAAAAACUACGCUUUGAUAUUGAAGGAUCAGAUGAAGCAGAUGGAAGUAAACAUCUCCCGGGGGAGUCCAAAUUUCAACAGAAACUGGCAGAAAUGACAUCUACUCGAACACGAAUGCAAAAGCAGAAAAUGAAUGAUAGCAUGGAUACCUCAAACAAGGAAGAAAAGUGAGGAUCUCAGGACUUUGGUGGACACUGUGUCCACCUCUGGCUUCAUUGUCUCUUACAGAUGUGAGUGACUGUAUAACUCUGUAUAACAGAACCUGUUUAACAGCCCCAUUUAAUAUCUUCAACUCUUUUUGUGGAUAUAAAAUGUGCAGAUGCAAUUGUGGGGGCAAUUCCUAAGCCACUUGCAAUGUUGUAGACAUUGUUGUACAAGAUUAAAAAUCUUGUGUAAAUCCUGCCAUUUAAAAA
This is a messenger RNA of Galeopterus variegatus (Sunda flying lemur), 3045 nucleotides long. It is a transcript of the gene RB1, whose product is annotated as retinoblastoma 1. Gene Ontology annotation, molecular function: RNA polymerase II transcription regulatory region sequence-specific DNA binding. The record is from RefSeq and is a predicted model, not a curated record. The coding region runs from base 26 to 2803 and encodes 925 amino acids. The transcript has 27 exons. Lineage: Eukaryota; Metazoa; Chordata; Mammalia; Dermoptera; Cynocephalidae. Gene Ontology annotation, biological process: cell differentiation; cell morphogenesis involved in neuron differentiation; neuron projection development. Gene Ontology annotation, cellular component: chromatin; Rb-E2F complex; nucleus.